Messenger RNA from Pleurotus ostreatus (oyster mushroom), 1572 nucleotides. Its product is annotated as Exoglucanase 1. Gene Ontology annotation, molecular function: cellulose binding; hydrolase activity, hydrolyzing O-glycosyl compounds. The record is from RefSeq and is a predicted model, not a curated record. Gene Ontology annotation, cellular component: extracellular region. The coding region runs from base 1 to 1572 and encodes 523 amino acids. The transcript has 7 exons. Lineage: Eukaryota; Fungi; Basidiomycota; Agaricomycetes; Agaricales; Pleurotaceae. Gene Ontology annotation, biological process: carbohydrate metabolic process.
AUGUUCCGCACCGCUGCUCUCACCGCUUUCACCUUUGCUGCCGUCGUUCUCGGCCAGCAGGUCGGAACUUUGACCACAGAGAACCACCCAGCUUUGUCCAUCCAGCAGUGCACUGCUACUGGUUGCACCACCCAGCAAAAAUCAGUCGUCCUCGACUCCAACUGGCGCUGGACUCACUCCACUGCCGGAGCGACUAACUGCUACACCGGCAACGCCUGGGACCCUGCUCUCUGCCCCGACCCGGCCACUUGUGCUACCAACUGUGCCAUCGACGGUGCUGACUACAGUGGAACGUACGGUAUCACCACCUCCGGCAAUGCCCUUACCCUCCGCUUCGUCACCAAUGGCCAGUACUCCCAGAACAUCGGUUCCCGAGUCUACCUUUUGGACGACGCUGAUCACUACAAGCUGUUCGACUUGAAGAACCAGGAAUUCACAUUCGAUGUCGAUAUGUCUGGUCUUCCUUGUGGCCUCAAUGGUGCCCUCUACUUCUCCGAGAUGGCCGCUGACGGUGGCAAGGCUGCCCAUGCCGGUAACAACGCUGGCGCCAAAUACGGAACCGGUUAUUGUGACGCUCAAUGCCCGCACGAUAUCAAGUGGAUCAAUGGCGAGGCCAACGUUCUCGACUGGUCCGCUUCUGCGACUGACGACAACGCUGGCAAUGGCCGAUACGGAGCGUGCUGCGCUGAGAUGGACAUCUGGGAGGCCAACUCAGAAGCCACUGCCUACACUCCUCACGUCUGCCGUGACGAGGGUCUCUACCGCUGCUCUGGCACCGAGUGUGGUGAUGGCGACAACCGCUAUGGAGGAGUCUGCGACAAGGAUGGCUGCGACUUCAACUCUUACCGCAUGGGUGACAAGAACUUCCUCGGCCGCGGCAAGACAAUCGACACCACGAAGAAGGUGACUGUCGUGACUCAGUUCAUUACUGACAACAACACUCCCACCGGCAACCUUGUCGAGAUCCGCCGUGUUUACGUCCAGAAUGGCGUUGUCUACCAGAACUCAUUCUCCACCUUCCCUUCGUUAUCUCAGUACAACUCCAUCUCUGAUGAGUUCUGUGUCGCCCAGAAGACCCUGUUCGGCGAUAACCAGUACUACAACACUCACGGUGGUACGACAAAGAUGGGCGACGCCUUCGAUAAUGGCAUGGUCCUCAUCAUGUCCCUCUGGAGUGAUCACGCCGCCCACAUGCUCUGGCUUGACUCUGACUACCCACUCGACAAGAGCCCGUCUGAGCCCGGUGUGUCUCGUGGAGCUUGCCCAACUAGCUCCGGAGACCCCGACGAUGUUGUUGCCAACCACCCCAACGCGUCCGUCACCUUCUCGAACAUCAAGUACGGCCCGAUCGGCUCUACCUUCGGUGGCAGCACUCCCCCCGUCUCAUCAGGCGGCAGCUCUGUCCCCCCUGUCACCUCGACCACUUCGUCUGGGACGACCACCCCCACAGGACCCACAGGCACCGUUCCCAAGUGGGGACAAUGUGGCGGUAUCGGCUACAGCGGACCCACCGCUUGCGUUGCCGGGUCUACCUGCACAUACAGCAACGACUGGUACUCUCAAUGCCUUUAA